Messenger RNA from Eublepharis macularius, 5174 nucleotides. It is a transcript of the gene SMTN, whose product is annotated as smoothelin. The record is from RefSeq and is a predicted model, not a curated record. Lineage: Eukaryota; Metazoa; Chordata; Lepidosauria; Squamata; Eublepharidae. The coding region runs from base 190 to 3072 and encodes 960 amino acids. The transcript is spliced from 21 exons. Gene Ontology annotation, biological process: actin cytoskeleton organization. Gene Ontology annotation, molecular function: protein binding. Gene Ontology annotation, cellular component: filamentous actin; microtubule organizing center.
CUGGAGUUGGGCGGACCGGGUCCGAAUCAGGUUCUUGAAGGCUCAGCGGGGUAGGAUUAAUGGAUGGCCCUUCCAGGCUUUGCUCAGAAUUCCUCUUGUGAGCCUGCUAUCCUGCCGCUGAACUAACCACCCGCUUGGAGCUAACGUGCAUCUGCAAACUUCUUCCAAGCAGAAAGGAAGGCCAGAAGGAUGUCUGACGAGACACUUUUGAGCAUGGAUGAGGGAGCACUGCGGAAACUGUUGGAGGCCACACUGGACCUGGCAGAACGGCGGCAGAUUCGCUCUGCCAUCCGGGAGUUACGGCGGCAGGAGCUGGAGCGCGAUGAAGAGGCGCUGGCAUCCAAGCGCUUCCGGACGGAAAGGCAGGAGAACAAGGAAAACUGGCUGAGGUCCCGGCAGCUGGAGGAGGAGCAGCAGCGGCAGAAAUCUCUGGAUGUACUCUCUGGGAAACUGGAGGCCAUCCAAGAUGUGGAGGAGCUGACAAACUUGCUGCGAGGAGCCAGUGAAUACGAGGAGCGCAAAUUGAUCCGUGCUGCUAUCCGCAAGCUGCGUGCCGAAGAAAUUGAAGCUGCAGCCUUGGCUGGGAAGGUUUUCUACAACCGGAAGGAGAAGAAAGAGAUGCUGGAAUCCAAGGAGCGGGAGGGGAGCUCUGCAGAUGGAGGCAUCUCUGAGGUGCAGGAGUUAGCGGAGCGGGAGCUGAUCAAGGCCCAGAUACGAGAGCUGAGGAAUGAGCAACACAGAGAAGCAAAGCCAACAGACGUUCCAGACAUCUCUUCAGGGCCUCUUCUGCUCCUGGACGCGGUCCCUAACCGGCCUUCUCCACAGCCAUCCUCCUCCUCCUUCUCGGAGCUUGCGUCAGAUCCUGAAUCGAAUGCUGAGGGCCCUGAGCCCAGUUCCCAUGACGGCUGUUCUGACACGGAAUCCCAGCCCCCUUCCAAAGAGGAGAGCCCUCUUGGCACCUCAGGAGGGGAGGACACAGAGGUGUUGAGGACACCAGCCGGAGAAACUGCCAAUGGUAUCAUGCAAGAACAAUUGGAUAUGCCAAGUACAGAAAAAGAUGCCUGUCUGCCCAAAGACCUCUGCACAGGGCUGCCGAGUAGUGAGAACGAAAACCGUGAGGGUUUGCUUCAAGCAUCAGAGAAUGAAGCAAGUGCAGCCUGCAAAGUGGCAGAUGCUCCUUCACACGAUGUCCCCGCGCCCUGCUGCAACACCACACAGACGGCCCCACUACCCACCACCACUGCAGAUCCCCGACGGGAGCAGCCCUUCCAGAGGUCUGGUUCUGUGUGGGAACGUGCUCGCAAGUUCAGCUCGGAGCCCCCCAAUCAAACCGGCCCCCCAAAGGGGGAGAGUGCCAACAAAGGCUCUCGUGUUCUGCAGCAGCAACAGCAGUUCCUGCACCCCCGGCGUGUGACAGACUUACCCAGGGGAGUCCGUGGCGACGGCGUUGGCUGUGCACUCCCAGAUGGCACCAGGCAAUCAGCGAACUGCAGUACUGGCACAGAGCAGGCUGCAAAGCCCACUUCUUCUCAAGCAAAAGCUGGGACAGUCAGGCCUUCUGCUCAGGGUCCAGCCAGCCCUCAAGAAGUGGGUGGCCCCAAGGGGAGGAGCUACAAUAACCAAUGGCAGAACAGUAAGUUGACACCUGCCCGACAGCCUGUUGAAAAUGCCAAGGGGACGUCUGCCAGCUCAGAGGAACCCCGUACCCAGCCGAGCGCCUCCUCUUGCAACCUCCUGCCUUCCCCAGCGCACAACCCCAGCACCAACGACGCCAUGAAAACCCUUUUCACCAUCGAGAUCAAGGACAAUCGCAGUCAGCCCAUCCGAAGCCAUGUUGUGGGGACACCAGGCAGCCAGCGGGCAGAGCUCACCCUGGGGUUGGGAAGCACCCCCGUCCGAAUCACCACCACCAGCAGUGUUGGUAGCAGCAGCCAUGCCAGCAGCCGUCAGAAGAUGGAUGCUGAGCUGCUGGAGCAGCCCCAGGUGGCAGAGCCAGAGUUGUCCAAUGGCACGGAGAAGGAGAAGGUCCAACCUCAGGAGAUAAAGCAGCAGCAGCAGCAGCGGGGCCAGCUGAACGCUGAAGAACUGAGCAAAAUUGAAGAAGAGGACGUGCUGGAUAAGAUGCUUGAUCAGACCACAGACUUUGAGGAGCGGCGGUUAAUCCGAGCAGCCAUGCGGGAACUGCGUCAGCGGAAGCGAGAGCAGCGGGAGAAGGAGCGGGAGCAGCGGCUGCAGGAAUCCAAGACCAAGGGAGGAGCCAGUCACACCACAGAGACAACCACGCGGCAGAGCGCCGACGGCUCAGCCGUCAGCACGGUCACCAAGACCCAGCGCCUCAUUCAGUCCAAUGAUGGCAGCAAAAGUUCCCGCACAACAACAAUGGAGUCGAGCUUCAUAAAGAGAUCUGAGAAUGGUAACACCUUUGUCCAGACCAAGUCGUCCUUCAGCUCCUCGUCCUCCAAGAAAGUGGGCAGCAUCUUUGAACGAGAGGACGAGAGCCCCAGUCGCGCAGGUAGCUUGGCUGCUCUGGAACGGCGCCAAGCUGAGAAGAAGAAGGAGUUGAUGAAGGCUCAGAGCUUACCCAAGACGUCAGCGUCGCAGGCGCGCAAGGCCAUGAUUGAGAAGCUGGAGAAGGAGAGUGGGAGCCCAGCCAAUCCAGCAGUGUCCCGGGUGGCUGUCCAGCGCUCCUCUAGCUUUGGGGUCCCCAACGCUAACAGCAUCAAGCAAAUGCUCCUGGAUUGGUGCCGCGCCAAGACCCGGGGCUAUGAGCAUGUUGACAUCCAGAACUUCUCCUCGAGCUGGAGUGACGGCAUGGCCUUCUGUGCACUGGUCCACAAUUUUUUCCCUGAAGCCUUUGACUAUGCGCAGUUGUCGCCACAGGACCGACGGCACAACUUCGAGAUGGCCUUCUCAGCAGCAGAGAUGCUCGUGGACUGCAUGCCCUUGGUGGAUGUAGAAGACAUGAUGAUCAUGGGGAAGCGUCCAGAUGCAAAAUGCGUGUUCACAUACGUGCAGUCCCUCUACAACCACCUGAGGCGCCAUGAGCUCCGGAUGCGGCAGCAACACUUCUAGCCUUCCUCCUACCCACCCCAACCACCACACACACACCCCAGGAUUGCAGCUCCUGCUGGGAGCCACCCUGCCUCCAAAGCGUCCAGCCUUGCCUGGCCCCACAUGGGGGCUGCAGUGGACAGAGGAAGGUUUACCCGCCCUGAUGUGUUCCUGCAGUCAACUCCCCCCACCACCCUCGUCUACAGAGAAUCUCUAUGUAGUAGGGGCCAGCAGCAGUCUUCCUGCCCCCUCAGUAGCAGGCUGGGCAGUUGGCAAUUCAAGCUGUCUCGAGGGGGCCGGCCCAGGCCUGCACCGUUCUGAGGAGAACACGAAGGGCUCGGCAUACCCUUGUUCACACAUGCUUUUUUAUAUUAUUAUUAUUUACUGUAAGUUAUUCCUUUUUAAGUCUCUUUUUGUAGCCUGCACAGUGCCCUGCCCCCACCCCCCAGGCAUAGCAGAGCUGCUCCCCCAAGAGAGAACUGACCGUGUGCAACCGUCUUGAGGCUUCUGGCUUUCCUCUUCGUGACAGCUUUGUGGGCUCUGCUGACUCCAAGAGUCCAGUGUGGCUGUUUUGUGCUCAGCUGCACGUGCGGCACUUCAUCUGUAGCAAAAGAUUGUGGCCCAAGUCCUGCUUCCACACCAGGCCAGGAUUCUUUGGCUGUGACAAGCACGAGAUGGGAAAGGCAAACUCGAGUGCUCGGGGGCUCCCGUCUUGCCAACUCAUACAGGAGCUCCUUGACACCAUGCCUCCAAAACAGAAGCCAAAUUAUACAUAGAUGUCGUGUGUGGCCCCCUCUGUGCUGAGGCCCUGUCCCUCCUAGAUUGUAGUUACUCCCCUUCACUAUGCGUCAGCGUUAAAUGGGCAGCAGGGUGUUUGUUGUCAUUAAUGAUUUAUCUUCCGAAAUGCUUUUCUCAAAUGCUCAAAGUGCAUUGCAAGAAUUAUCUCGCUUGUGAGAGCAGAGGCUUGAGUGGGAUUCAGGCUGAGGGACAACUUGACAUGCACAGGAUUCUCACUCGCAAGCACCACCGAGUUCAGUGGAACAGCCUUCCUAGGAAGUGUGGUUGGGCUUUAGCAGGUUUGUAGGGCCCCCCCUGGUUUUCCAAGAGGACAAAGCAGUGGUUAAGGAGGGAGAGAACUGGCAGUCUUUCCUUCUCACUACAGCAGGGAAGACUCUGCAUGUGGUCUGAUGCACUUUUCCUGCCAGUUGAUCCAAAUCAGACAAAUCAGCUGCUGUCACCUGUUCCCGUUCCGUAAUCCAUCCGGAUUAGACCCUUGGUCCAUCUAGUCCAGCGCCCCCUUUCCAGCAUCCAUUGGGCCAGUGCUGCAGGUGGGGUCCACAGACAACAGCCCUCCUCUGCUGACUGCUUCCGGCAUCUCCAGAGACAUUGUGCCUCUGAGCCCAAUUUGGCUUUCAUCGCUAAUAGUCACCAACAGACUUAUGUAUGUACAUAUGUGCCAUCAAGUUACAACUGACGUAUGAUGACCCCAGCAAGGGGCUUUCAGGGCAAGAGGGAAGCAGAGGUGGUUUGCCAGUGCCUUCCCCUGCAGAGUCUUGGUGGUCUCCCAAGUAGUAACCCUGCUUACGUUCUGAGAUCUGGCUAUACCAUGCUGCCUUCCCUCAGUGGCAAUAGACUGACUCUCCAUAAAUGUCGCUCACCCUUAAUUAUUGUUCAGUGAUUGAGGUGUAUGGGGGUGCAUGCUCAGUGCUGCAGUCUUUGCACUAGGCAUGAUCUUGGCCACAGAAGCCAGAGUGGCUGGGCUUUGUGCCUAGUGUCUCUCUGUAGGAAAGCCCGCCUUGCCUGAGAGUUCCCUUGAUCACUUCUGUCUUCCUCUGGACGCCCCGAAUUUUGCUGUCCCCAACCAGAUGUUCUUUGCCCCUUCGUGCAAGCUCUUGCUCCCCCUCCCCAAAAGUCAUUAAGGACUGAUGGGUAGCCAGCUGUGUGUUGGAAGAGGGUGAACUAUUGGGGUCACAAAAUAACACAUUGGCUCCUCCACCCAUACCAUGACCAGCCAGACCUCAGCUGCACUGCUCGGCCACACGCAGGAUUGUAACCAUUACACCACCAGCACAAGAAUGUCUGUGUCAGCACCAAUGAAACAAUAAAAGUUUGGAUAGACGGUU